AUGGACGCAUCAAAAACUGAAGUAUUGUCCUCUGAAUCCAGAGCAAUUCCUUCCAGACGAAUUGUUGUCAACGACCCAGGUCAGCUACCGAUGGAUUAUUCCACUACUCCUGGUGGAACCAUAUUCUCUACGACUCCCGGCGGUAAGUUUGUGCGUUGUUUUGGAUGUUUUAAUGCAGAAUUGAGCAAGAUUACACUGUGAAGACCGAUUACGAACUGAAUGCCCCAAGUUUUUAAUUACAGCCUUCGGCUCUGAGUUUGUUUUGAGCUCAUAGACACCUCGAUUUUUAACUGCGUAGUUGGGAAUUUGUGGACAUGCAACUGCAACGCAAGCGUUUUAGUUUGCUGAGACCUUGCUCAAUCCGUAUGGGAAAUUUGGUUGUUUUGCUGCCCCAGAUGUGGAGAGCGUUGAGAUUUUUUUCUUUCCUUAUCGAUACGUGUUUGUUCUGUAAAUCAUUAAACCGUGUUUGCUUCGAGAGUGUACAGUAGGUGUACUUGUACAACGAAAAGUGCUUGCGUUGCCCAACCAACCUUCAUUGUUCAUCGUUCACACUCGUUUUUCUGAUGGGCUUAAGCUCGAUAAAUUUUUAAGAAAAUUUGCCGGUGUAUUGAAAUUUUUUACUUCGAAUGCCUAACCUUCAGAGGUUUCUUUUUACUGCAUGAUAUUAUUCUCUCACGUAAGGGAGGAAAUCGGAAAACAAAAGUAAAUGCUUGGUGUUGUGAUGUCGUCAUAACUCUCUUGUGACUUUCCUAAGUCGUACUUAUAUCAUUGCAAAACAGUCUGGACUGAUUGAUCAGAAAAACCCUUCGUCUCAAGGUUAAUUUUUCGUUCUUUGAACUGAAGAAACUUUUCAAAACGUUUCUCUAGGCCUGUGUUUAUGUUUGGACGUGCUCUGCCGUGGCUCGCAUUGUAUGAGACUCGUCUUUUUGUUUUGGUGAUGUAAACAAUAUCCACGUGUUUUGCAGGAGUUCAAGGUUCCGUAUCUAAUUUGCAUUUCAAAGCUACUUUGAUUUAAUCUAAAAUGGAUCAAAUUCCCUUGUCUGCAAACAAUGAAAAGCAUAGUAAGUUUCGCUUUGAUCAUUCUUGGGACUGGGUUCAAAACACGACUAACCUUACCCGGGUUACAGUAAAUUUUUAAUUAAGUUUAAUGGCUUUGCAAAGGGAUUUUUCUUUUUUGUUUUUUCCCGUUAGUCUCGAGUCAUACUGAGAUAAACCCCAAUACAAUUUUAGCCCUUAUACAUGCUCAUCUACAUAAAAAAUUUAAGUCAAGGUUAGCUUUAAAUCUUUUUUCCCCUUUUAAACAACCUAGCCCAGUACUUCACACAAAAUGUCUAUUCUUACUUCACAGCUUGUUUUGAAUAAUUUUUCUUGUUUUGGUCAGUGUCUGUUUAUUUUCCAUAAGUUCUGUUUUCCAUAAGUUGUAAUCAUCUCGUAUGAUAUGCCUAUUUUAUGGUUCCAGGCUUUGCCUUCUUUCAUCUUAACUUUGGCUUGCUAUAAAGAAAGUAACAAGUUUGGUCAGAUUGUGCUGUGUUUGCCGGUGAAACAUGCAAAAAUUGAAAUUGCUACCUAGUAUGCAUUGUGUGCUUGGCUAACAUCACUCAGCCUCAAUCACUUUUUGUGUUGUCUUUGUAAUUGUGGAAGCCUUAUGUUGCAAACUUUUGGGGUUAGGGAGCAGAACAGUAUUAAAGUGAAAGCUUUUGAUAGCUUCAUGAAUUUGUCAUUGAGCUUAGGUCAGUUGUUAGUUAUCUUGAUAUUCACUGUCCUUGAGGUCUGGCAUUUUUAAUUUUGGAGAAAUUUCAAAUGUAUUUUGAAAUCUUUGGCCAAUAACUUGCUAAAUGCAUGUCUUGAAACCAGCUGUGAACCAGUGCAAUGGGAAAUUGUCGGUAACAAUUGGCUAAGUGAUGGUUCUGUUUUAACUCUUAACUAAACUUUUUAUCAGGAGGUGGCAUGAUGUGUUUACAAAAAUAUAUAUUUGGUAGUAUUUCUCAUUGUUACAUAUAUUUAGAAUUAUUGUAGAGUAGUGGGCAACUUCUGUGAACAGAUCAACUUUUAAUAUUGACAUAUUACACUGACACAUAAGCUUAAAUAAACUACUGAGCUUUACUUGUUGAAAUGAAGUUCCAACACUGCUUCCUAAUUCAUUUUUUGAGUUGAGUGGCCAACAGCUUUGUUUUGAUUUUUUGUAAAACAAUUUUGAAGUUCCCCAGAAAAUUAAAAAAAUGCUCUAAAGCUCAGGUAGGGUUAUUUCUAUUUAAAAUGGUGAGCCUUGUUAUUGUGUGAAUGAUGUCAGUUUGUUACUUUUUAUCUCAUCCUUUGUGGUGUUUAAGUUUACAUUAAGUAAUACCUUGUUUAUUUUAUAGGGACACGUAUAAUAUACGAGCGCAAGUUUCUGCUGGAAUUGCGCAAUUCUCCUUUGUCACGUACGCCUCCACAGAAUCUGCCAAUGAUACCAGGUGUAACUUGUGAUGCAAAGUUGAAGCCAGGGGUUCGCAAAGACAAUGGUGUACAUGGCUCUGAAACAGAGAAUGAUAAGAAUGACCAUGGUAAGGAAACACAUGCUUAA
Pocillopora meandrina is the source of this 2563-nucleotide messenger RNA. The record is from the annotation of a GenBank genome assembly. NCBI's taxonomy places the organism in Eukaryota, Metazoa, Cnidaria, Anthozoa, Scleractinia, Pocilloporidae.